Molecule: messenger RNA, 3182 nt
Organism: Capsaspora owczarzaki ATCC 30864
Lineage: Eukaryota; Filasterea; Ministeriida; Capsasporidae
Product: TBC1 domain family protein
Exons: 11
Coding region: 77-3094 (1005 amino acids)
Biological process (GO): activation of GTPase activity
Molecular function (GO): GTPase activator activity
Source: RefSeq, a predicted model, not a curated record
CCUUCAACAAACUUCCCCCUUCCCCCCCCCCGCCCGCUUCCCCCCUGUGUUUCAAAAAGGCAAAUCAAUAAAAGAGAUGGAAGAGGACGAAUUCAAUGUUGCAGCGCUGCUUGCGCCUUCGCCCGCGGUGGUCGCAGCGCAGUUGGCUGCUCAGCAAGCCGCGGCCGACGCCGAAGCCGAUCGCAAGCGCAAGGCCCGUCCCGCUGCGCUGCUCGACGCGCUCCUCGACGCCCCGACGGUGGUUCAGGAUCCAGCUGCUGCAUCCGCCUCGGGCGAUGUGUUUAGCUCAAUCCCCCUCGACCAGCAGCAGCAGCAGCAGCAAUCUGGGGGAUUGGUCGAACCCCCUGCGACCAAAGCGCUCCCUGUGCACGAUCCGCUGUCGACGCCCGACGGCAUUUUCGACGAGGCCGAGGUGUCUGGCUCGGGCGAGCGCUACGAGGCUGUCGAGGAGGACCACACUGCGCUGAUUGACGACGCGGCCGCCUUCGGCAAGAAGAAGAAGCCCAAGUCAAAGCCAAAGCCAAAGCCGACCAAGUCAAAGCAGGCUGUCAAGAAGCCCAAGCAGCUGUUUGACGAUGACGACGACGACGACGAGAACGACGCGUCAACACUGCAGCAGCAGAAGCAGAAUCAAACGGAAGGUGGAGAGCGAGACCAAGGCGAGGACGACGAUGAGGUCGGCAACGACGAGGAUGAAGACGACGACGAGGAGGAUGACCAGUCAGGCGGUCGGGCCAGAAUGUCACUGCAAGCCGAAUGGGACGAAACCUUCACCGGAAACGAGUUUAUGCUGUCGCUCAAGGCGCGGGGUCUGACUGGCACACUGCGCGCCUCGCGCUUCCGCAGCGUCGGUUGGAAGCUGUUUUUGGGAGCUCUGCCGCAUGACCGCUCGCAGUGGCUUGCCUCCACCCUCAAAGAUCGCGAAGAGUACGCUCAGCUGCGCAAGUCGACCGAGUUGGAUCCUCACGAGGUUCCCAGUGACGAUCUGAUGACCAACAACCCGCUGUCCGCUGCCGAGAAUAACCCCUGGCAACAGUACUUUAAGGACCGAGAGUUGCGUCAAGUGAUCAAGCAGGAUGUCACCCGCACAUUCCCAGAGAGCGAGUUCUUCCAGUCUUCUCCCCUUCAAGAAAUGAUGCUCAACAUUCUCUUCUGCUACACCCGCACACACUCGGACCUGUCGUACCGUCAAGGCAUGCACGAGCUUCUCGCGCCCAUUCUCUUCUUGAUGCACAAGGAGUGCAAGCAGUAUGACCGCGCUUCGAGCGAAAUUUCGGAUGAAAUCCGCACAAUGCUCGAUGCAAGCUUCAUUGAGCACGACGCGUACGUGCUCUUCUCCAAGGUCAUGAGCGCGACUGCCGAUUGGUAUGCACAAGGCGAUGCCCCGAAACGAGUGCCCAAGCCGGCUCCGACGUUCAUCACGGCGCCUUUCGCUGACGCCAAAGAGGAAGAACAAGAGAAGACUUCGGACAUUGUCAAAAAGCUGAAGCACAUUCAGCACAAGCUCUUGCAAGACGCAGACCCUACCCUCUACGCCCAUCUGCAAAACCUGCAAAUCGAGCCACAACUCUACGGACUCCGGUGGGUCCGCUUGCUUGUCGGCCGAGAGUUCCACAUGGACGAUGUGAUUACCAUCUGGGACGCCAUCUUUGCGGACAGCCCAUUCUUGUCGCUUAUUGACUACUUUUGCGUGGCCAUGCUGCUCUACAUCCGAGAACCUCUUUUGAUUAGCGACUACAUGGGCUGCCUCAAGCGCCUGAUGCGCUUCCCACCAGUCGAGGACGUGGUUGCGCUGGUCGAGCGCGCUCUCGAGCUGCGCGAACCGCGCACUGGUCGCACAGACCGACGCCCUCAACAAGCGAGCUCGGCCGUUCCGCCUGCCGUCAUCAAUUUCGCGGCAACGUCGGCUCCCAGCGUCUCGGUGGCCAGCUCCUCGACCAGCCAAUACGUGCCGCCAUCCAGUCGUGGGCAGUUUUUGUCCGCUGGAGCGGCAACCAAGCACCACCCUGCUCCCAAAAAGGACAAGGCGUCAACUCUGUUCAACAUCAUUGGCUCGACGACGUCCAGCAUCAAGGCCGCCGUGACCAAGGCCGCAACCAACUCGUCGUCGUCGUCGUCCUCUCACUCACAGCGCUCUGCUGGUGGCUACUCUGCCGGCGCUUCGACCACUCAAGCUGCUUCACGGCCCGGCCGCUCCGGCAGCGUGAAUGGUCCCGGCCCGAAGAACUCGCAGCUGGAGGAAGCGCUUGCCACCGUGCGCACCAUGAACGCGCACUGCGGUGAGCAAAUGCAAGGGUUUAUCCGCACGCUUGAGGCGCAAGUUCUCGGCAAAGUCGCACCAAACCGCGAGACGGCACUUGUUGCGCUUGCGGGACUGAAGCAGAUCAAGGACAUGCUUCGCGGCAAUCUGCCGUUCGAUGCAUCGCAAGCAGGCGGCGCCGUCGACGCGGACUCGUUGCACAACAGCAGCAACGAUCUGGCCGCACUGGACGACGAUGACGACCACGUCCUUCGCCCGGCCACCAUCAUCUCCCCGGCAGCGGCCGCGCUGGAUGCGCCCGACAACAUUUUCGGACCCGGUCCGGAUGUGAUUGCUGCGCCCGUCGAGCUCGUUGGAGGGGAUGCGCAAGACGACGAGGCAGCCACGAUUGAGGACGUCUCCAAGCCCUCCAUCACGGCGAAAGCCGCGGCGGCGCUCAUGUUUGGUGACGAUGAAGACGCAGACACGAGCGCAGCAGCUGCCCUCCUGAAGACCAACGGAGCCAACAAGGUCGCCUCGACACCAGUGGCAUCUGCAGCAGGCAGCACCAGCAAGAAUGCCAAGGACUCAAACCGCGGUGCUCAAGCCAAACCCUCGACUGCUGCCAGCGGUCCUGUCGUUGCUCCAAGCAAGUCGACCAUUGUCAACAACAUUUUCUCGGCAGGUCUGGAUGAUGAGAAUGAGGACAUUUUCAGCGUGGCCAAGCAGCGCAAGGAGGACGAUUCAAACCACUUUGUGAGCUCUAUCGGCAAGAACACUGCAGCAAAAGACGUGGAUGCCAUUCUCGGAGGCCCGUCCCCUGCCAAAGGCGGCUCUCGCCUUGACUUUUUGUAACGCCGUACACUUGCUUGAUGGCGCACAGCUGGGUGGAGUUUCUGUGGUGUGAUUUUUGUCGUGAUUUUUUUUUUUGUUUGUUUGUUUG